AUGAUGGUUUAGAUACUGCCUCAUGGCAGUAAGUGUGAUGCUGUGAGAUAAUAAAUGUACAUGGAAAAAAAAAUAAAUGUACAUGUCCUGAGCCCAUAACUGCCAUUUCAAGUUAAUCUUCAUCCCUGUGCCACCCAACUUAUAUCACAUUUAGUUGAGCAUUCUUGUGUCUGCCUUUACAUUUCCUUAUUCCUUUGAACUCAGGCUCUGACAGUGUAAAGAGUAAAAAGGGGAAAAGCUUGGAAAUAUUUUGUUUAUUUGCACUUUGUAUCCCCAAGUGUUAACUUCUUUUGCAGGGAAGAUCAACUACUUAAGAAAUCCAUUGUGCUCCUUUGGCACGUCAGCAUUUAUUUACCCCAAAACAUGACUUAAGGCCUAGAGGCCUUUGACAUCAGCGGCUGGCUGAUGAGUCGUGUUCGGCAUUCAUACAGUGCUGCUGGCACAUGGCCGAGGAACACUUGGGCUGUCACCUGCCCCUGUCAAUUCUUCCUCUUCUAAUAAAGUACAUCUGUUUUGGUGACUGAAUGAAAACACACCAAGCGGAGAAAGCCUGGGUGUGGAGUAAUCUAAUCAGGGCAAGUCAGCACUCUGCUGAGUGAUACAGGAUCAAGGGUAGGAGGGUGGUUUGGUAGCAGCUUAUUGAAACACAGGCUGACUGGAAAGGGCUGGAAACACAGUUCCUCAUAUAAUUAUAAUGGGUCACACUCCAGGAAUGCAGGUGGCCCAGUAUAUUAUUCCCCAAAUCAAGAGUUUAAGGGGUAGGAUUCCAAUAAACUCCCUUCUGAAUUGCCAGAAACGUUUCACAUUAGCAUCAUUUUCGCAGUUUGUUGAGGAUUUAAAAUUUCCAGGAAGUUCAAAUCCAAGUUCAGAGCUCCACUGGUAGUGCUUUUUAAUAUUGCUUUUGUGGCUAUUUGCUUGGCAUCUUGAGGAAUUAACUUAAAAUACUUGAGUUUUCAAAGUAAAACAGCAGGGAGACUGACAUUUGCGGUCUGCAUAUUCACACUUCUUAACUACUCAUUGUAUUUUUAAAAAUUGUUUCUUUGUUGUGAAUAUGCAGUGAUAAUAUAACUUUGGGUUUUGUUUAAAGAAGAGAAAGGAAACAUGUUCAGAGUGCCAGUCUGGCCUUGAGUCUCAUCCCUCACAGAGGGAUGGAUGGAGUGAUAAUUAGAGGGAUGCAGGAUGUUUGUACUUGAAAACAGCAUAAGUAGAAAUAAUACAGUCAUAAAUUAUAGGUCUGUGUUAUUUUUUCCUGUUUUAAUGAUUCACCUGGUGAUGUUCUUAAAGUCAUUCCUUGCUGAGAAGAGAAUCACUAUGCAGGAUGAAAAACCAGGAAUUUGAGCAGCAGCAGCUUCUUUAUUUUCAUCUCUAGUUCUGUUGGUAGUAAAAUGCUGUUCCUUUUUUUAUUUCAGCUAAGUCAUUUUCACCUCUGUAGGUACUUUUUUUCUAUGAGACUAGAUCUAUGUUAUUUGAUAUUUUAUUACCAAGUGUUCUGUAAAAAAAUCUAUCUCAAAAUAAAAACAAUAUAGCACACAAGUUCAAAGUUCUUGAAUGUUAUUUUGGUUUCAAAAAAAUCAAUCCAAUGAAUGCUUCAUCUUGAAACCAUUUAUCGUUAAGAAACUUGGUGAUAAAUGAUAUAUAUCCUUCAGCUCUGUCAUCAUGGUUAAAUCUCUCCUGAAUGAGAUCACAUAUUAGCAUUUUUACCAUAUGGCUGAAAGGGUAGAGAAUAUAUGUGCAGAGGAACUAGUCACUAACAUUUUUGACCAUCUGGCAAAUAAAUGUGUAAGUAGCAGGAACUUUAAUAUUAUUUAUUUAGUUAUAUAGAUGCAACCUUUAGCCUGAAAGAGCCUCUAGUACAGUAAAGGAGAACUGAAUUUAUAUUUCUCAAAUAAUUUUGAUCUAAUUAAACAUUUUCACAGUCUACCAUGUGCUCUUAAAACCUGACUCCUAAUGGUGUGUUUCUUACAUUUACUGAUUAGGGCUCCUUACAGUGACUAUUUUAAAAUCUCUCUCAUGAGAGACCACAUGAUUGGAUCUAGCAUGCUGGCUUAAGUGCUGAAGUUCUGCUCUGCCAUCAACCACUAUGUGGCCUAGGAUAAAUUAGUCUCUCUGAGCCUCAAAUUCUUCAUUUGUAAAGAGCAACAACAACAUAUUUGUCAGCUAGAACUAAAUCAGAAGCCCAGGUGAACUUAAGGAUGCUAGCAUGGGAUUCUUAGUUUUUCAAGAUCCACAAACACCAAACCCGUAAUCACCCCAGCUCCAGUGUCCGGGCUUUCUCUGGUUUUGUGAAGACUCAACUCUGAUGAUGGAAAAGCGAAGGACUUAAUUAUUUGCUUUGAUAAUAUUUACUAUCGACUGAACAGUGAACCAGACAGUACUACAGCCAUGGAAGGAAACUCAAGUUUAUGGAAGAACCUAAUCAAUGAACACCCUGUCUGCACCAUCUGGAAGGAGGAGGCUGAAGGAGCCGUCUAUCAUCUGGCCAGUGUUUUAUUUGUAGUAGGUUUCAUGGGUGGCAGUGGAUUCUUUGGGCUUCUUUAUGUCUUCAGUUUGCUGGGAUUGGGCUUUCUCUGUUCUGCUAUCUGGGCUUGGGUGGAUGUCUGUGCAGCCGACAUAUUUUCCUGGAAUUUUAUACUGUUUGUCAUCUGCUUCAUACGGUUUGUUCACAUUGCCUAUCAAGUCCACAGCAUAACCUUUGCCCGAGAAUUUCAGCUGUUGUACAGCUCCCUCUUCCAGCCUCUGGGGACCUCUUUGCCCGACUUCAGAACUAUUGCUAUGAGCUCAGAAGUGGUUACCCUGGAAAAGGAGCACUGCUAUGCCAUGCAGGGGAAAACCUCCAUUGACAAACUCUCCUUGCUUGUCUCAGGAAGGAUCAGAGUGACAGUUGAUGGAGAAUUUCUGCAUUACAUUUUCCCCUUCCAGUUCCUGGAUUCUCCUGAAUGGGACUCACUGAAACCCACAGAGGAAGGCACUUUUCAGGUAACCCUCACAGCAGAAACUGAUUGUCGAUAUGUGUCUUGGAGGAGAAAGAAAUUAUACUUGCUCUUGGCUCAGCAUCGGUAUAUCUCCCGCCUGUUUUCGGUUUUAAUUGGCAGUGACAUUGCAGAUAAACUCUAUGCCUUGAAUGACAGGGUAUACAUAGGAAAAAGAUACCAUUAUGAUAUUCGGUUACCCAACUUCCUUCAAAUGUCAAGUCCUGAAAUGUCCAAGUCAUCCCUGACAGAACAUUUUCAGAAUUCCAGACGAUAUUGUGAUAAAUGACAUCGAAGUCUCAAGUUUUAUAAUUAUAAAAGACUCUCUUCAUCAUUCCCCAAAUGAAAUAGCAAAAUAUGGCAAAUUGAGCUCACUAAUAUUUUUAUAAAUCCAACUCAGAGGCAAGAUGCUAUUGCCAGCUGUUUUAUUCAUCUUAACUUGUACAUUGUGAAUAAAUUUUACAAUUUUUUUUUC
This is a messenger RNA of Odocoileus virginianus texanus, 3444 nucleotides long. It is a transcript of the gene POPDC3, whose product is annotated as popeye domain cAMP effector 3. Gene Ontology annotation, molecular function: cAMP binding. Gene Ontology annotation, biological process: striated muscle cell differentiation; heart development; skeletal muscle tissue development. Gene Ontology annotation, cellular component: sarcolemma. The record is from RefSeq and is a predicted model, not a curated record. NCBI's taxonomy places the organism in Eukaryota, Metazoa, Chordata, Mammalia, Artiodactyla, Cervidae.